This is a messenger RNA of Anthostomella pinea, 324 nucleotides long. NCBI's taxonomy places the organism in Eukaryota, Fungi, Ascomycota, Sordariomycetes, Xylariales, Xylariaceae. The record is from the annotation of a GenBank genome assembly.
AUGGCAUACGGAGACAACGUCGAACUAGUGACCGAUGCAUUUCUUGACCCUAAAAUCCCUGUUUCCAUCCGACCCCAAAUCUCCAAACCACACACCGCUAACCCGCCCCUCCCCAGCUCGGGCGACCUUAACUACGGCCACCACGCCCACGGCGACGCCCACCACGGCAUGAGUAUGGACGCCACAUCGCACAGCGUGUACCUGGCGGGCGUCGAGGGCACGCACGGCCGCGGCGGCUGCACGGGCGACAAGAUCGGCACCCUGGGCUCCGCGUGCCAGAACCUCGACACUACGCUCUCCUGCGCAUCAGUUAUGUUAGGCUGA